Molecule: messenger RNA, 2759 nt
Organism: Nothobranchius furzeri (turquoise killifish)
Lineage: Eukaryota; Metazoa; Chordata; Actinopteri; Cyprinodontiformes; Nothobranchiidae
Gene: nrarpa
Product: NOTCH regulated ankyrin repeat protein a
Cellular component (GO): cytoplasm
Molecular function (GO): protein binding; enzyme inhibitor activity; phosphatase regulator activity
Source: RefSeq, a predicted model, not a curated record
ACCACGCCUCCCUCCCAGAGAGACCCAGGGUCUUGAUCCCUCCCUCUAACCUCCCCGCUUUCUCCGCCCAUUCCUCCACAGUUGAUUCUUCGGGACGGUAUUGUCAUGCAAAUAAAGGACGCGUAAAAUCUCACCCCCGGAGCACGGCGCAGGGCAGAGACUCACACCGAGCAGGAGGAGGACGCAUCCCGGGCCGCACGGUGGAUUUUUUUUAUUUUAUUUUUUUUUAUCCUCGCGUCGCCGCACGGACCCGUCCAUCUGUCUGUUGCAGACUACCUGGCCCCAUGAAAGGCGGCAUUUAGCCAGGACGCAGAUUGGACCGCUGAAGGAAAACGGACGGGGAUCUAACAACGAGGCGGCUGGUCUGGAGAUCCUUCCAGUCUAAAGUGAAGCCGGAGGUGUCUCUUCUCCAUCGCCCUACCUGCUGCUACAGACGGAAAACUAUCACCAGAGACCUCCUGGAUCGCUUGAGAGCCCCCCUUUUAAACGUAUUAGGGGAUUUACGAUCUCUCAAAUAACAUUUUUGCACACCAGGUGUGUCAUUUCCUUUUGUCCUUUUUGGGAUAUACACAAAAAUAUUUUUAGUGCCUUAAAGUGCCUUAACAAGUGGUUAUAAUCCAAUAGAACUGUGGCAUUGUUACCAGACCAGAGACGAUUAUUAGCUUUAGAGUCCAGGCAGGAUUACUCGUCCCCUUCCCUCCUGCGAGCUGCAGCCAUGAGCCAGGCGGACGUGUCGACUUGCUCCGCGCCGCAGAGGGUUUUCCAGGAGGCGGUUAAGAAGGGCAACACCAAGGAGCUGCACUCCUUGCUACAAAACAUGACAAACUGCGAGUUUAACGUCAACUCUUUCGGGCCUGAAGGACAGACGGCCCUCCACCAGUCCGUCAUCGACGGAAACUUGGAGCUGGUGAAGCUCCUGGUGAAGUUUGGCGCAGAUAUCCGACUGGCCAACAGGGAAGGGUGGAGCGCUUUACACAUCGCUGCCUUUGGGGGCCACCAGGACAUUGUGCUAUACCUCAUCACCAAGGCCAAGUAUUCCUCUGGCGCCCGGUGAUCUGUCUCUGCUGUCAGGUGAAAUGACUCUGUUUGGUUGCCCUUUCCCCAGCUACCUCGACUAUAAAGUAUUCUCAAGCUCUUUCUCUCGUUUGGAGUCCGAUGAGAUCUGUGGAUGCCGGUGUCUUUCUGCACACAGAUGGGACUUUUUGCGCAGAAGAUGCAAUGAUUGGUCAAGUUUCUUUGACACUACAACCAAACCAGUGCUGACAAGCAAAGCAUCCCCUCGUUUGUUUCCACUUUUUUCCACUCUCAUGCAUGUUUCUCUGUUUUUACUUUUAUUUUUAGUCUGUUCGUUCAUUUAAUUGAGUUCAAUCGCAUGACUUAUAAAUGCAGGGAGUUUUAUUGCACAAAAACAUGGAGCCUUGAGCGCCCCUAGCGUUCAUAUGGGGUAACUUCAGGAGCCAAGGCAUUGGAUUAUAUAGCUACUACUACUGAUGAAGACUUCAGAACCACACGUGACUGUUGCAGGAUCACACACACACACACACACACACACACACACACACACACACACACACACACACACACACACACACACACACACACACACACACACACACGAAUAAAAAAAAGGAAAAAUUAGGUUUUGUAAACUUGCCUGCUGCUCUUUGAAAGUCAUGACACCCUAACAUUUUUAACAAUGCUGCUUGUAUGUGUCUUUUCUUGGUAAUGUUUUUUAUUUUUUUAUUAGUUUUUUUAAAACUUCAAACAGAAGUUUGGAAGAGUCACAGGACCACUGGUUCAACUCAUGAGAAGCUUUGGGAAAGUAUUUUUAUUAUGCUGGUGUGUGUGCAUGCUUCUCAUGAGGCCUGUGUCUUUUGUGUCAAAUGGUCAUCCAGACUGAGAAAGUAAAGUACCCAUCACAGAUUUGUAAUCGGGGAUGAAUUUAAAAAUUAUGCAUCCAUUUUUUUUCUCUCUUAAACUUGAUCUUUUUGAAAAUUGCACUGACAGCUGUCGUUGAGAAGUUGGCUUUUAUGUGUCAUUUUAUUUUCUGACUAGGAAAAAUAAAAAAAGUAAACAGACACAACAAAAUCCUAUUGUAUAAAGAUAUGCUCCAGGUGAUUGUGUCCUGAUGUGUGUCUCACUUUGUGGAAAAAACAGCAACAAAGGAAAAAAACUAAGUUUUUUCCUACAAAGGUGUGUGUGUCUCUGUGAUUGGGUGUAUGUAUAUAUACAUAUGGAUAUAUAUAUAUCAAUGCUGAUGAUGAUGAUAUUUUCUGGGCACUUUCUUUUCUGAAGUGCUGUCUUCCUGUUUAGUUCUUAUAAAGGGGAAUAAUACAUUUGAUGGUAAGAUCAUUGUAACUUGGUUUAAAAUUGCACACUUGUGUGGUUAUUUGGCUCACGAGGUCAUAACAUUUAUGACGCGAGAAGCCAGCUGUCAGAUUGGUGAGUGCGAGGAUUUUCUUUUUUCUAAAGAAGAAGAAUUUACACAAAAAGAGGGAGAAAGUGCUGAGUUCCUUGGGUCAAAUGAGUGUUUCUGGUCUUGCUUCAUUUCAAGCAGGAGGAGACAGAUGAAUCUUUAAUGAGUGAUGCAGAUGUUCCAUCUUGUCCGAGUUGUUUUAUUGCUUUGUAUACUUUUAUUUUUGAACAUUUGUAACACUGUGAUGAUGAGGAUGAUGUCACUUGAAGAUGAGUGCUGUAUUAUUUUUGUACGUUUGUGUACAAGCCAGUAAAGAAAUCAUUAAACUCAAAUAUGCAGUGUA